GUUCAUCAGAAGACUCACACAGGAGAGAAGCCUUAUUACUGCUCUGACUGUGGAAAACGUUUUAAAACAUCAACUCAGCUAAAAGUUCAUCAGAAGACUCACACAGGAGAGAAGCCGUAUUACUGCUCUGACUGUGGAACUAGUUUCUCUAAUCUGGGCACCUUAAAAACACACCAACGUAUACACACAGGAGAGAAGCCCUACUCCUGCUCUGACUGUGGGGCGAGUUUCUCUAAUCUGGGCACCUUGAAAACACACCAACGUAUACACACAGGAGAUAAGCCUUACGUCUGCUCUGACUGUGGAAAAUGCUUCAAAACAUCAACUGAGCUAAAAGUUCAUCGGAGAACACACACAGGAGAGAAGCCGUAUUACUGCUCUGACUGUGGAACUAGUUUCUCUCAACUUUCCCACUUAAAUUCACAUGAACGUAUACAUACAGGAGAGAAGCCUUACUCCUGCUCUGACUGUGUCAAAUAUUUCAAAACAUCAAAUGAGCUAAAAGUUCAUCAGAGAACACACACAGGAGAGAAGCCUUACGUCUGCUCUGACUGUGGAAAAUGCUUCAAAACAUCAACUGAGCUAAAAGUUCAUCAGAGAACACACACAGGAGAGAAGCCUUAUUCCUGCUCAUACUGUGGAAAAUGUUUAAAAACAUCAAAUGAGCUAAAAGUUCAUCAGAGAACACACACAGGAGAGAAGCCUUACGUCUGCUCUGACUGUGGAAAAUGCUUCACAACAUCAACUCAUCUAAAAGUUCAUCAGAGAACACAUACAGGAGAGAGGCCUUAUUACUGUUCUGACUGUGGAAAAUGUUUUAAAACAUCAAAUGAGCUUAAAGUUCAUCAGAGAACACACACAGGAGAGAAGCCUUUCUUCUGCCCUGACUGUGUAAAAUGUUUUAAAACAUCAACUCAUCUAAAAGUUCAUCAGAGAACACACACAGGAGAGAGGCCUUACUCCUGCUCUGACUGUGUAAAAUAUUUCAAAACAUCAACUGAUCUAAAAGUUCAUCAGAGAACACAUACAGGAGAAAAGCCUUACUCCUGUUCUGACUGUGGGGUAAGUUUCUCUCGACUGGAUACCUUAAAAAGACAUCAACAUAUACAUGAAGGAGAGAAGCCAUACUCCUGCUCUGCCUGUGUAAAAUGCUUCAAAACAGCAACUGAGCUAAAAGUUCAUCAGAGAACACACACAUGAGAGAAGCCUGCUUACGUCUUCUCUGACAUUUGGGUGAGUUUCUCUCACCAUAGCAACUUAACACACCAAUGUAUACACACAGGGGAGAAACCUUACUCCUGCUCUGUGGAAGGGUGGGCGUGUAACUCUAACGUCUAGCCAAAGGCUGCGUGUUUGAAUCUCAUCAAGGAGGACUUUAGCAUUUUAGCUUAUUAGCAACUUUGCAAUGACUUAAUACUUUUUUGCUAUGUUAGCAUGUUAGCUUAGCAUGCAACUACUUAGCAUGUUAGCUAACCUUUACCCUAAACCCAUUUAAGUCUACCUUAAACCCCUCACCCCUAACCUAGCUAACGUUAGUAACAACAAAUUGGAAUUCGUAACAUAUCAUACAUAUUACAAGUUCGUAAGAUAUUGUAUGAAUAGCAAUGCGUAAAAUAACAUACGAAUUGUAAUUCUUAACAUACGAUACGUCCUACAAGUCGUAUUAUAAUGAACAACAAUCUAAACGCCACAAUUUCAAAGACUAACAGUUUGUCUAAGGAAAUCAGUCAAUUGAAAUUACUGAGGCCCUAAUCUAUGGAUUUCACAUGACUGGGCAGGGGCUCAGCCAUGGGUGGGACUUGGGAGGGCAUAGGCCCA
This is a messenger RNA of Salvelinus namaycush (lake trout), 1818 nucleotides long. Its product is annotated as zinc finger protein 135-like. Gene Ontology annotation, biological process: negative regulation of transcription by RNA polymerase II. The record is from RefSeq and is a predicted model, not a curated record. Gene Ontology annotation, molecular function: DNA-binding transcription repressor activity, RNA polymerase II-specific. The transcript is spliced from 2 exons. The annotation marks the transcript as partial. Lineage: Eukaryota; Metazoa; Chordata; Actinopteri; Salmoniformes; Salmonidae.